CCUAAAUAUGUAUAUGUACGAGUCUUCCUUGAACCUUUUCCUGAAAAUUUGAUAGAGAUCCACUUUCAGUUAUGGUUUUCAUAAUUAUACUACUUUUAAUGCCUACUACCAUUUCUGGUGCAGAUCUUCUUUUCAAAGAUUGUCCAUCCAGAACCUACACUGCCAAUAGUCCAUUUGAAAAUAAACUCAAGCUGCUCCUUCAGUCAUUGUCUUCCAAUACUUCAAUCUCUGGUGGUUUCUACAAUGACACGAUUGGCAAUAGCAGUGACCGGGUCUAUGGACAAGCACUUUGUAGAGGGGAUGUAAACUCCACAGUUUAUCAGAGCUGUGUUCAUGAUGCAAGCCAGGAUAUCUUCAAGAGUUGUAAAGCUCAAGAAGCAAUAUGGUAUGAAUUAUGUCAAGUUCGCUAUUCCUCUACCCAGUUCUUUACAAUGAUGUUAUAUGAUGGGAAGAUUCCUGAGAAGAAUAAGCAGGAGAAGAAUGUAUCAAAUCCAAAUCAGUUUGGUGACGUUUUGAAGAACUUAAUGAAAAAGCUCUUGGAACAGACUGCCUAUACUUCUAAGCAUAUGUUUGCAACCGGUGAUAUGAAAUUUUCAGGAAGGCAAUCUAUUUAUGGCCUACAACAGUGCACUAGAGACAUUCCUCCGAGUGACUGCUAUAAAUGUUUGGAUAUCGCUCUUACUGAGCUUCAGAAAUGCUGCUCUGCUCUCGAAGGUGGAACCAUUGUCAGUAGGAAUUGUAAUGUGAGGUUUGAGCUCGACCAAUUUUUCAACGACAUUUAUUCCAAAGAUUAAUUGACAGGGGACAAGAGGAAGACCUGGAAGGUGGUCGUUACAUGUGUAUCCACUAUACUAUCAGCAGUUUUCAUUGUACUUUGUGCUGUCUAUCUUCGGUGGGGGAAGGAGAUUGGAAAAUGUCCA
Molecule: messenger RNA, 920 nt
Organism: Rosa rugosa (rugosa rose)
Lineage: Eukaryota; Viridiplantae; Streptophyta; Magnoliopsida; Rosales; Rosaceae
Product: cysteine-rich repeat secretory protein 38-like
Exons: 2
Coding region: 72-794 (240 amino acids)
Source: RefSeq, a predicted model, not a curated record